This is a messenger RNA of Harpia harpyja (harpy eagle), 3776 nucleotides long. RefSeq names its product anti-Mullerian hormone (gene AMH). The coding region runs from base 820 to 2829 and encodes 669 amino acids. The transcript has 5 exons. Gene Ontology annotation, molecular function: growth factor activity. Gene Ontology annotation, biological process: Mullerian duct regression; gonad development. NCBI's taxonomy places the organism in Eukaryota, Metazoa, Chordata, Aves, Accipitriformes, Accipitridae. The record is from RefSeq and is a predicted model, not a curated record.
GUCAGAGAAGGGUCUGAAUAUGCAUUGGAACUUUUUGUGGGUAUCUUUCCCCCUGCCCUCUGUGCCAAAAAAAGGAGAUACCUUGGGUGGGGGGGAGGUUUCUCUGGGGUGGAUUAGGUAGGCGGCAUUGGUGAUUCCAAGCGUUAACAGCGAGUAUUGGCAUCUCAUAGAGGGAGAAGUCCUUAUAAUAUGUGUGUUGUGAGACUUUCAAAGUCAACUCUUAAGUGUUCAAGUCAUCAGGCUGCUGCUGCACCUGUGAGAUUCUCCUUCACAGGUUGAAGCAGCCUGGGGCUCAGGAGAUGCGUUAAGAGCCCCUGCAAGGCGGCCUCCAAACUGCGGGGUGUGGGGUGCCAGCCAAGGGGGGAGGCUUUCCAUACAUUUACUUAGUUUCUGCCCAUUAUCUAUCUCUAUCCCCCUCCCCCUAGUAUGGCUAAUUCUUCCCUCCUGGUGUUUCACUGCUGAUGGGAAUAGUAUGUGCCAGUCCCCAUGAAGAUCCAAGUCUAGAUGUCUAUCCUCCUUUAGAAAACAACUGAAGUCAAGGACAAGCAUCCCGACGAGUAAAAGAAACAGCUUUAAUUUUUUUAUGCUUCCAAUACUAGAUGCAAACCCAAAAAUAGAACAAAAAAGUUUCUUUGAAACAUCCCUCCCUCCUCUCUAGCGGGACAGCCUUUGAGUUUCUCAAGGGAGGUGUGUUGUGCAUUGUCAACUCAAGGCCACCGGUUUUUAAAAGGGAGACGCCGUCCUCCCCUUCCGCCCAAGUGUUUUGAGGUGCGUGUGAGCAGCUCGAACGACUGCGUUGGGAGUAGCUGAAGUGAGAACAUGAAGGCUGCUCUUCAGGUGCUUUUGCUAUGGCUGGUGCUGUUGCUCCCCUCUGCAGCACUUCCAAGAAAGGGGAGCACAGGGGAAAGGAUUUCCCCAAUUAACUGGCUGGAGCUGAGCCUGCCGGAGGAGCUGGGACUUGAGGCAGAGGAGAGAGAGAGAGAAAAUGCAAGUUUACAGGAAAGAGUGAGACCCAGCUCGGCGGGAAGAUCAAGGAUGACUGCUGCUACUCGCCUCUUUUCUAAGCCUGACCCAGGAGCAAAAUGCCACCAGGGGAUGGCUGAGGAUGGGGGCAUCGGCUGGUCUGGCUCCAGCCUGCACCCGUGGCCACUCGGGGGGCUGGAAGGGCCCGUGUGCAGGGUGAAAAUGGACCAGGAAGGGCUGACCCCAAGGCACCUGGAAGUUGUGGGUGUUCUCACCCACUAUGAAAGCAGCUUCAUCAAGCUGUUGAGACAACGCGCCAGCUGGGAUGAAAGCUAUCUCGAGACCUUCGGGCUCUGCCCGGCCAGGGAGGCAGGUGCUGCUCUCCAUCCCUUGAAGCACAUCCACGCGCACGUGGUGGAGCCGGGGCAGGACCGCUUCCUCGUGCUGCAUCUGGAGGAAGUGAAGUGGGAAGCCCAGGCGAAGCUGCGGUUCAAGCUGGUUUUCCAGGCAGAGGUGGGCCGGUCGCUGGGAGAGCUGCGGUUUGCCUUGCUGCUCUUCUACCUGGGCAGCCGAGAGGGGCUGGGCAGCGGGCGUCGAGAGGAGCUGCUGGCCACCGGCAUGGGGCUGGCGAGGGAGCAGAGCCUCUGCCUCACCAGGGACACCCAGUACCUGGUCCUGGGAGCUGCCGUGGCAUCUGUCACCCGCAGCAGCGAGCAGCUCAGCUUCGAGGCUUCCCUGGCCAUCAGGCAUGGUGGAGAGGGAGGUACCCCCCUGUCCUCCACGGAGACCCAGGAGCUCCUUUUUGGCUCCGAUGACAAGUGCUUCACCAGGAUGACUCCCGUCGUGCUCCUGCUGGCCAAGUCACGGCAGGAAGAAGAGGUGGCUUUGGCUCCUUCUUCCUACCUCUCUGCCGAGGGGGUGGUGGACCUGGCUCCAUACCCACAGCUCAGCCCACCCCAGGCCGGGACCGAGGAGCUGCCGUCCCCCACCGCCCCAAGCCAAGCCAACGCUUCAUCGUUGGCACCCAGUGGCAGCAGUCAGUUCCUGAGCAUCCUGACCCGAUUCAUCCGCCAGGUCCUGAGCCCCUCCAGCGAGCCACCCACCCAGCCCAGCUCCCGCCACUGGCUGGACUUCCAAGUGAUGGAGACCCUUCCUCACCAGCUGCUCAACCUGUCGGAGGAGGCGGCCCUGGAGCGUCUGGUGCAGUCGGAAGAGCCCUCGGUGCUGCUUUUCCCCCAGGACGGUGGAGCCGUGCUGGAGCAGCACUUGGGGGACUGGCAGCCAGAGGGAACUGUGCUGCAGCUGCUGAUGGGCAAGCUGCAGACGGUCAUCCAGGAGCUGAAGGACAUCUCGGCUUUCCAAGCCAACAUGGGGCUUUUCCAGCAUCUCCUGAGCUUUUGCUACUACCCGCUGGGGCCGGGUGAGGGUCAAGCCGGCGAGCGGCCGGCCGGCUCCGGGAAGCUGCACACGCUGCUGCUGCUGAAGGCGUUGCAGACGGUGCGGGCGCGUUGGCAGGAGCGGAGGAAGGUGCUGCGGCAGAACCGCAGCGCGCGGCACCAGGCCCACUGCCGUCUGCAGGAGCUGACCAUCGACCUGCACGACCGCAAGUUCAUCGUCAUGCCCACCGUCUACGCGGCCAACAACUGUGAGGGUCCCUGCAAGCUGCCCCUCUCCACCCGCGUCCCCAGCUACUACUCGCACACGGUGCUGCUGCUGGGCAUGCAGGAGCGGGGCUCGCCCCUCCGGCGGGCUCCCUGCUGCGUGCCCGUCCGCUACUCGGACCAGCUCAUCAUCAGCCUCUCCGCGGAGGGGCUGGAGGUCCGCAAGUUCCCCAACAUGGUGGCAGAGGAGUGCGGCUGUCGGUAGAGGCGCCUGCCUGUCUCCCCGCUCGCCCUCAUCCUGUUCCCCCCCACCCAGGUUUGCCCUCGCAGCUCCGGAGCUGGUGCUUCUCACUGAGACGGGAGCUCCCCGCAUGUCCUUUCCCCACGGUUUGGCUCACUAGCGUUGCUCUGGUUCUGGGUUUGUCUGUAGCCGUGCUGGUCCCUGGGGGCUGCUCUGCAGCCCGGCGUUACCCUGCGCCGGCUGCUGAUGCCAGGGAUGCCUGAGGUGCCCGCGGGGCCAUCACGGGAGGGCAAGGCUUGGUGGAUCCAGCCAGGACCACACUUAUUUAUCCCUUGCCUUCUGUUCCUGUAGUGGCUGGGCAAGUCAGUUGUUGCUUCCUCCAAGCCCCCCCACUCGCAGCAUCCUCUGGCCGUUUCCCAGUCCACGGCCCAUCACUAAGCCCCCACCAGCCACUCGGCUCCACCUGCGAAGGCAGAACAAGAGGCAAAUCCCCUCGCAGGGACCAGCCUUUACCUGGGGACCUGUCCCCAUGUGAGCCAGGGGCCAUGGCGAGCCGCUGGCAGUGGCUUGGGGCUCCCUGCUGGGUCAUGGCUGCAUCGCCCCGCGCUGACCCCACUCCUGGGAUGCUGCCAGAGCUGGGGGGUGAGGGGAGGGAGGGCUGAGAUUGGGGAGCGAUCCCGUUACACCUCCCGGGCUGCUCACACCAUUAAUAGGAGCGGGUACAAACGGCUGCCAAAGCACCUGCUCUGCAUCCCCGACAGUAUCAGCAUGGAGAGCCCGGCUGUCCCCAGAUCGUCUUCCCAGCUAAGCCCAACCCUCAGUGAGACCCGCCGGGGCUGCCGCAGGGUCCAAAUCCCCGGAAAGCAGCUCCUGGGCUCGUCCUGGCUGCAGCCUCACCGGUGCUGGGACCAGCCCUUGGGCUUUGCAGCGUUGCCACGGGGCUGGCGGGGGCAUGGCCAGAGGCUGGCACA